UGGUCUUCGGUGACGGAGGCUGAACAACAUUUGGGGUGCCAUUGUGUGUCCCGCCAUAUUGUCGUCCUGUGUCUUUGGCUGAGACCCCCAGAUACCUCCCCUCGGUAUCUGCGUCCUCUCCAUUGACUGCAAGUCUCUGGAGGACAUCAGAACUUCCGGUCUCUGGAAAUGGAGUCAGUGACCUUUGAGGAUGUGGCUGUGAACUUCACCCUGGAGGAGUGGGCUAUGCUGGAUUCAUCUCAAAAGGACCUCUACAAAGAUGUGAUGCAGGAAACCUUGAGGAACCUGGCCUCUAUAGGAAAUAAAUGGGAACACCAAAAUGUUGAGAAUGAGUAUGAAAAUCUCUGGAGACAACUAAGGAGCCAGUUGUUGGAGAGACUCUGUGAAUAUACAGAAGGUCGUCAGUGUGCAGAGUUCUUUAACUGGAUUCCAGAGUAUGCUGUGAACCAGAAAUCAUGUUCAGGAGUCCCUACAUAUGAAAGCCAUGUAUAUGGAAAAGUGGUUGUUGGCCAUUUAUCUUUAAAUGUCCCUCCACAUCCUCACCCAGAACACAAACCGUAUGACAAUCAGGAAUAUGGAAAAGAGUUAUAUAAAGAUAAGGAAUUUGGGGGUACCUCCAGUUCUUCCACAACCUUUCAGAAGCAUAAAAGAAUUCACACUGGGGAGAAAUCUAAAACUAGUCACUGUAAUGAAGAAGUUAGGUGUCUCAUAUCCAGUCAAAACAAUGAAAAGACUUCUACUGGAGAUAAACAGUAUGAAUGUAAGCAAUGUGGAAAAGUAUUCACUUCUUCCAGUUCUUUUAGAAGGCAUGAAGAAUAUCACAGCCGAGAAAAAUCUUAUGUUUGUAAGCAGUGUGGGAAAGCCUUCCCUUUUCCUAGUUCCUUACAAAUACAUGAAAGAAUUCAUACUGGUGAGAAGCCCUACAUGUGUAAACAGUGUGGAAAAACCUUUGCCCGUUCAAGUUCCCUUCUAACACACGAGAGAAUUCACACUGGAGAAAAGCCCUAUGUGUGUAAGCAGUGUGGAAAAGCCUUCACUGAUCGUAGCUCACUUCGAUUUCACGAAAUGAUGCACAGCGGAGAGAAACCCUACAAAUGCACAAAAUGUGGUAAGGCUUUUGCUUCUUCUGGUGCCUUCCGAAAACAUGAACGAACUCACACAGGAGAGCAACUCUUCGUGUGUUUGCAGUGUGAGAAAGUUUUCAGUUGUGAAAGUGCUUUUCGAACACAUAAAAUCAUUCAUUCUGGAGAAUGUGUAUGUAAGCAAUGUGGUAAAGCCUUCACUAGUCACAGUUCAGUUAAGUACCAUGAAUUGAUGCAUAGUGGAGAGAAACCCUAUGUGUGUAAGCAGUGUGGAAAGACUUUUAGAUCUCCUAAACAAGUUCAAAUUCAUAAACGAACUCACACUGGAGAAAAACCUUAUGUGUGCAAGGAAUGUGGGAAAGCGUUCACGUUUCUCGGUUCCCUUCAAUACCAUGAAUUGAUUCAUACAGGAGAGAAGCCCUAUCUAUGUAAACAAUGUGGAAAAGCCUUCAGGUCUUCUCGUCAGGUUCAAAUACAUGAACGAACUCACACUGGAGAGAAACCAUAUGUAUGUAAGCAAUGUGGAAAAGCCUUCUUUUCUUUGUAUCAUUUAAGAAGACAUGAAGUAAUUCACAGUGGCAUGAAUCCCUAUGUUUGUAAGCAAUGUGGGAAAGCUUUCAGUUGGUUCAGUACCUUUCACAGUCAUAAACAGACUCACACUGGAGAAAAACCCUAUUUAUGCAAGCAAUGUGGGAAGGCCUUCUGUAGUCGCAUAUCAUGGAGAAGACAUGAAAAAGCUCACUCUACAGUGAAGCCUUAUGCGUGUGUGCAAUGUGGAAAAGCCUUUCGUUCCCCUAGUUACCUCAAAAUACAUGAAAGAAUCCACACUGGAGAGAAACCUUUCAUAUGUUCACAGUGUGGGAAACCCUUCCGUUCUUUUCGUUAUGUAAAGUCACAUGAAAGAAGUCACACUGGAGAGAAACCCUUUGUAUGUACAGAAUGUGGGAAAGCCUUCAGUUAUUAUAGUUCUUUCCACAGACAUAGAAGAACUCACCAAACAGUAACCUUGAAUACAGAACUUGAAAAGACUUCAUAACAAGACUGCAAUCAAAGAGAACUAUAAAGGUUAAACAUGCAGAAAACCUUUUGGUCCUGUUCAUGGAUAAAGAAAGAACAUGUUUGGGCCAAGCGUGAUGUAGCACACCUUUAAUCCCAAAACUUGAGAGGCAGAGAGGCAGGGAAUCUCAG
Phodopus roborovskii (desert hamster) is the source of this 2270-nucleotide messenger RNA. RefSeq names its product zinc finger protein 709. The record is from RefSeq and is a predicted model, not a curated record. Lineage: Eukaryota; Metazoa; Chordata; Mammalia; Rodentia; Cricetidae. Gene Ontology annotation, biological process: regulation of transcription by RNA polymerase II. Gene Ontology annotation, cellular component: nucleus. The transcript is spliced from 4 exons. The coding region runs from base 169 to 2118 and encodes 649 amino acids. Gene Ontology annotation, molecular function: RNA polymerase II cis-regulatory region sequence-specific DNA binding; DNA-binding transcription activator activity, RNA polymerase II-specific.